UUGACGACGACGAUGAAGAAGAAGAAGAAGAAUAUCUCUACUAUCCGUAGCUGAUACUAGAGUGCACGUCUUAAGCCAUACAGUUUCCACCGGACCGAGAGGAAGAACAUGCAGAGAUACAAAAACCUGGUGAUCUACUGCUACCAUCGCCGUGACCAGGGCAUGGACCGGCAUGCGUUCCGGAAGUUGCUCUUCGCUUCUAUUCUUUGCCUCAUGUUCAUGAUUUUCGAAGUUGUGGGGGGCCUUUUGGCCAACAGCCUAGCUAUUGCCACCGAUGCAGCCCACCUCCUAGCAGACUUGACUGGCUUUAUCAUCAGUAUGGGAGCUGUCUGGCUAUCCAGCAAACCACCCACGCGCAACAUGACUUUCGGCUGGUACCGCGCAGAAGUCCUGGGUGCUGUGAUAUCGGUGAUGUUCAUCUGGGUGGUGACUGGGACUCUGCUAUAUUGGGCCAUUGAGCGUAUCAUCAGCAGCAAGAGCAACGACAUCAAUGCCAGCAUCAUGCUUGUUUCGGCAUCCAUCGGCAUCAUUGUUAACAUAGUCAUGGGUGUAGCGCUGCAUGUAGGCGGUGUUGCCCACGGCCACUCUCAUGGUCACGUUCAGCAUGGGAGCGGGGCAGACAGCCAUCACAGCCACUGCUCCUUGCGGAAAUCCCAUGAGGGUGACGAGGUAUUAUCUGGCGAGAUGGCUAUGUCCUCGAAGAUCAAGAACGAGGCAGGAGCAGUCCCUGUCGCACCUGUAGUCAAACAACGACAGAACAUCAACGUGCAGGCGGCUAUUAUUCACGUUAUUGGGGACCUCCUUCAAAGUAUCGGAGUCUUUAUAGCGGCGCUCAUCAUCUUUUACAAGCCAGAGUACGAAGUGGCGGACCCGAUGUGCACGUUGAUGUUUUCUGUGAUCGUGGUGUGCACUACGUUACCGAUCGCCGUAGAGGCCUUGACGGUGCUGCUGGAAGGGAAGCCUCCCUGCAUUGACUUCAAGGAGGUGCUCGAGAUGAUGACGCAGGAGAAAGGAGUGCGACAAGUUCACCGACUGCGUAUCUGGGCUCUUUCUGUCGAACGACUCAUCGUCACUGCGCACAUCAUAAUCCAUCCCAAGCAAAAUGGACUGCGCAUAAUGGACAACAUAUCUCAGCGACUGAAUGCUACGUACAACAUUUUUGAGCUGACUCUGCAAACGGAACGAUUAGAGGAUGACGGGGAAGACUUGCUGCAUCUGAACCCACAGUCGCCCAGCUACCAGUCCAUGAUCGAGGUAGCGCCACCACCUCCCAAGACACCUCCCAAGACACCUCCCAAAGAGAAGAGUAGUUCGAAGGACACUUCGCGCACUAUUAUUAGUGUGCAGGACCCAGACACAGCUACGAAGACAUUUUCCCACUUGAAGAAACAUGGCCACUCGAAAACACCUUCCAAAGUGAAGAGUAGUUCGAAGACCGCUUCGCGCACUGUUGCUAGUGUGCAAGACACAGAAACAGCUACGCGCACGCCGCGCUAAUUACGCUAAUUACGUGGUAACGUGUUGUCGAGUAGCGAUAUAUCUGGAAAAUACAUACCACUCUGUUCUC
Messenger RNA from Ornithodoros turicata, 1567 nucleotides. RefSeq names its product proton-coupled zinc antiporter SLC30A2-like. NCBI's taxonomy places the organism in Eukaryota, Metazoa, Arthropoda, Arachnida, Ixodida, Argasidae. The coding region runs from base 109 to 1497 and encodes 462 amino acids. Gene Ontology annotation, molecular function: zinc ion transmembrane transporter activity. The record is from RefSeq and is a predicted model, not a curated record. Gene Ontology annotation, cellular component: plasma membrane. Gene Ontology annotation, biological process: zinc ion transmembrane transport; response to zinc ion. The transcript is spliced from 7 exons.